Molecule: messenger RNA, 2694 nt
Organism: Eurytemora carolleeae
Lineage: Eukaryota; Metazoa; Arthropoda; Copepoda; Calanoida; Temoridae
Exons: 13
Source: RefSeq, a predicted model, not a curated record
AUUUUCCCUUUUUGUUUAGACUAGAUUAAUCAAGGGCUCUGAGAUACAAUUCAAUUUUGUAAAUCUCCAGUUUUAAUUAAAAAUGGCAGAGACUGUGGAUGAUGGGGAUUCUUUGAAGAAAGCGGAUGAGUUUGAACCCAAGGAGGAGAAGUUAGGUUCUAUUCAGAUGAAUUCUGGAUUUGAAUUUGCGCCGAAGGACGAUCCACAGGAUGAAAACCGGGAUAUAUUCCGCGCAUCCGUGAAGAUUAAUUCACUCGUUUCCAAAGUUAUGGGGAAUGAUGAACAUCUGGAUUCUCUAGAUGUUUCGAAGAAAGAAACUACUUCUGAAGUUAUGGGGAAAGAUGAACAUCUGGAUUCUCUAGAUGUUUCGAAGAAAGAAACUACUUCUGAAGUUAUGGAAAGAGUUCAACUAAAAAAUAAAGAUCAAAGCGAAGAUGAGAUGAAUAAUACCGUCGAUCUAAACGAAGAUAUUGAGGGAGAGAAGGAGGAUAAUACUGAGGAUGGGCUGCCUGAAGCAGGGUCUGCUUGGAAAUUGGCUAGACUUAGUCCAAGGAUGAUUAUAUCCACCUGUAGUAUGUCCUCUGACUCAUCAUGUGACCAAACUCCUGGGACCAGGAGUCGCAAUAAGAGAGAAGAGAUGUUGGAGCCCAACCACUACUACUGCAGGGACUGCUUAAAGUGGAGUAUAAUCAAGGAUGAAGAGAUCUGUACACACUGUCUUACUCCGGUCUACACAACGCAGGUACAGCCUAGUUCCUCUCUGUUCCUAGUUGAGGAAGGAAUAUCUUCCAAGGUUUUCCUACCCACAGACCUUCCUUUCGGGCUUAAGAAACUUAACAGGAACCCAUUGGGUAUUCUGGAGAAGAAGAAGCAGAUGCUACAGGGACAAGAUAAUCAAGAGAGUUAUCCCCAGGUCAAACCGACAAGAUUCAGUCGACCCCCGGACAACAAUCAACCCUUCCCUGUUGGUCUUAACCAGUUCAAUGUUCCACCUCCGCCUCACCAGGAUUUCUCCGUCCCUCCCCCUCAUCUCGAGUUCUCUCCUACUCCUAUCCGCAGGGAGAACCUGAGUUCUCCUAACUCUAGUGGGAACAUGAGCUCUGCUAAACCUAAAUCGUCUAGGUUUAGUUUUGAUUUAUCUGGUUUACUCGCAAACCUAUUCUAUCCAGCAGAAAAGGAUAACAAUGAGACACCUCUAACCAGGAAAGGUGCAAGGAAAUCCAAAGCAGUUGCUCCUAAAAAGUCUAACGAGUUGGAAAGGUCCAGGAAAUCAAACGAAUUUGUUGGUCCCAGGAAAUCAAGCGAAUCUAUAGGUCCCAGGAAAUCAAGCGAAUUUGUAGGUCCCAGGACAUCAAGCGAAUCUGUAGGUCCAAGGAAAUCAAGUGAAUAUGUAGGUCCCAGAACAUCAAACGAAUCUGUAGGUCCCAGGAAAGCAUGCGAGUCUUUAGGUCCCAGGAAAUCAUGUCAAUCUGCAGGUCCCAGGAAAUCAAGCGAAUCUGUUGGUCCCAGGAAAUCAAGUCAAUCUGUAGGUCCCAGGACAUCAAGCGAAUCUGUAGGGCCCAGUACAUUAAGCGAAUCUGUUGGUCCCAGGAAAUCAAGCGAAUCUGUAGGUCCAAGGAUAUCAAGCAAAUCUGUCUGUACCAGAAAAUCAAGCAAAUCGGUUGGUUCCAGGACAUCAAGUGAAUCUGUAGGUCCAAGGAAAUCAUGCGAAGCUGUAGGUCCCAGGAAAUCAAGCGAAUCUGUAGGUCCCAGGAAAUCAAGCGAAUCUGUAGGUCCCAGGAAAUCAUGCGAAUCUGUAGGUCCCAGAAUAUCAAGCGAAUCUGUAGGUCCCAGGACAUCAAGCGAAUCAGUUGGUCCCAAGAAAUCAAGCGAAUCAGUCGGUCCCAGAAAAUCAAGCGAAGGAAAAGCUAGCUUCAAGAAAACUGUUUCAAAAUCAAUUCUCAAGAAUCCCGGAAGCAAGAAGAGAUUAUAUCCUGAGAACUCUCUGGAGGAUGAACUAACCAUGACCAAGGCCGGAUCCUCUACUCCCAGGAAGAAGAAGAGGAUGAACUGUGAGAUUAAAUCUAGCCAGGAGCUUGACCUCUCCAACCUCAGCCUCCGAUCCUCCAGGUCCAACCCUGACCUCCUCCACAUGAACUCUACUCAAGGAACACAAGAGUACAGUCUGCAAGGUCCUCAAGUAGUAUCAGAAUACCAGCAGGACAGCUCUCUGUCUAGUCUUCCUGGGCGUGAACUAAACCUUGUAGAAGAAUUAGGGGAUGGUAGAACCAGCAAUUCUUCAGAUAGGUUGGAAUCCUGGAUUCAGAUUAAGACUUCAAUAUUCGAAGAGAUUCUCAAUCUUAAGAUGAAGCUGACUGCUCUGCUGUAUGUACAUAAGGACCGUACUGCUGAAGAGAAUACUAGUGUUAAAAGAUCUAUCUUCGUACAGCUAAAGAAACUCGAGGACGAAUUGAGUCUGCUGAACGGGUUUAAAUCUGAUAUUACAGCUGCUAUAUUCAGCAGUCUGGAGAAGGAGAGGAAGUCCCUGGAUUCUAUCUCCUCCCUGCCCGCCAACAUAGAGAACAUACCACCAGUAGCCCCAGCACUGGUCCAGGGACCAUGUAUGGAGUUCAAGAGCCUCUACAAUCUUUCCGAUCAGUUGCAGGACUUCUGUCGUGGACCCAAUGCAAGCAAGUUCGUGAUUCAACGCCUACG